Molecule: messenger RNA, 1631 nt
Organism: Elgaria multicarinata webbii
Lineage: Eukaryota; Metazoa; Chordata; Lepidosauria; Squamata; Anguidae
Gene: CHEK2
Product: checkpoint kinase 2
Exons: 15
Coding region: 51-1586 (511 amino acids)
Biological process (GO): mitotic DNA damage checkpoint signaling; protein phosphorylation
Cellular component (GO): nucleus; cytoplasm
Molecular function (GO): protein serine/threonine kinase activity; protein binding; ATP binding
Source: RefSeq, a predicted model, not a curated record
GAAAAGGCGCGAGUCCGGGCGGAGGAGCCAGGGCUGCGCCUGACGCCGAGAUGUCCCAGGAGGAGACCCCCGCCAGCGCUGCCCCCCAGACGCCCCAGGAGGGCUCCAGCUCCUCUUCCAGCGGGACGCAGGGCACCAGCCAGUCUUCCUCCAGCUCCGGCACCCUCAGCUCCAUGGACACCCUCCCCACCCAGGACCUGCCUUCCAUCCCGGAGGACCAGGAGCCCGGCGAGCCCUCGCCGCAGCCCUGGGGACGCCUCUUCAGCCUGGCAAAGGGCUUCCCCAACUGUGACUGCGUCAAGAAUGAGUACUGGUUCGGCAGAGACCCGAGUUGCGAUUACAGCUUUGCUAAGUUGAAUUUGGCAGAGACGGACCUCUACAAGCAAUACAGCAAGAAGCAUUUCCGCAUCUUCAGAGAACCAGGAACCUGCUCUGUGACCUACAUUGAAGACCAGAGUGCCAAUGGGACCUUCAUCAAUGGGAAAAUAAUUGGUAAGGGCCGAAAGCUUCCCUUGGCUCAUGUAGCUGAAAUUGCCCUCUCCCUGCCCCAGAACAAAGUGUUUGUGUUCUCUGACCUCAUGGACGAUCAUCAGUCGGAGUAUCCCCAGGAGCUCAGGGACAAAUAUAUCAUAUCAAAACAAUUGGGCAGUGGUGCCUGCGGAGAGGUGAAGCUGGCCUUUGAACGCGUCACCUGUAACAAAGUUGCUAUCAAAAUAAUAAAUAAGCGGAGGUUUAUGGCGGAUGUUUUGCCAGAGAAUCAGAACAAGCCUUUUAAUGUGGAAACAGAAGUGGAGAUUCUAAAGAAGGUCGAUCAUCCCUGCCUAAUCAAGAUAAUAGACUUCUUCGAAGGCGAAGACUUUUACAUUGUAUUGGAAUUGAUGGAAGGUGGGGAGCUGUUUGACAAAGUCGUGCCCCCAGCAAGACUGAGUGAAGCAACCUGCAAGCUUUAUUUCUACCAGAUGCUGUUGGCCGUGCAGUACCUUCAUGAACAUGGCAUUAUUCAUCGGGACUUAAAACUGGAGAACGUGCUUUUAGCGUCUCGUGAAGAGAAUUGCCUUAUAAAGAUUACAGAUUUCGGACAAUCCAAAAUUCUUGGAGAAACCUCGCUCAUGAAAACUUUAUGUGGUACGCCCGACUAUCUUGCUCCCGAAGUUCAAAAUUUUGCCGGGACGGUUGGAUAUGGACGUUCGGUGGAUUGCUGGAGUCUAGGAGUGAUUCUCUUUAUGUGCCUCUCCGGCUAUCCACCCUUCUCCAGUAAAAAUACUCGGCUGUCUCUGAGAGAGCAGAUCGCCAGAGGAGACUACUUCUACUGUGCAGAAAUAUGGCAGCACGUGUCGAAAGAAGCUUUCGACCUCGUGCAGAAGUUGUUAGUGGUGGAUCCACAAAAGCGCUUUAAAAUAGAAGAGGCCUUGGAGCACCCCUGGCUUCAGGACGAAAAUAUGAAGCGCACUUUUCAACGGUUAAUCCCUCAGACACAGGAUUCUGUGCUUACACCUGAGCCUCCAACUUUGCUACCCAGAAGCAGAAAACGCCGCCUUGCUGAGCAAGAAGAGGCAGGGCCCUCCAAGGUUCAAAAAGCCAACUGACGGUUUUAACAGCUGCUGUGCUUGUAUUUUUUAUAUAGAUAGAUA